AGUUUUUUUUUUUUUUUUUUUUCCCAAUCAUGGUUGCCAAUGCAAAUGUGACUGCCUUGUCUGGCGCUUCGGAUGCGCUUCCCCGCUAUUCUCAGUCGCUUGAGGAGUACGUUAUUGCCGGUGGCGACGAGCGCAUGCACCUCAGCAAGCAAGGCGUGAACAAGUACUUUGCCCAGCCAAAGCCAGUGUCAGGCCUCAUCCUGCGCAGCAGCUGCACUGGCACCAACCCAUCCGAGCACUCGUUCGCGGCCGCUCAGGCGGUCCUGACAAACUUGCAGAAUGGCACCAUCUCAUUCGACGCUCAAAUGGACUUGGUCCGAAGCCGCCUCAUUCAAUAUCUUGGCCUGCAAUCCCUGCCCGGGCUCGAUGUCAUCAUCAACCCGUCCGGCACCGACUGCGAGUACGCGCCGUUGCUCGCCGCUCUCGCCGUUCUUGGCCGCCCGCUGAGCCAGUCGGACGUCGAAAACCCGCCGAUCGUCAACAUUCUGACCGCUGGUGGCGAGGUCGGCUCCAUGUCGGCGACUGCCGCCUCGGGCGCCCAUUUCCAGCUUUUCGCUCCGAACGGCGACGCUGUCACGGUCGGCGCCCCUCUUGACGGCAUCCCCAAGGGCGCCAUUCAAGUGCACGAGGUUGUCUACCGCAACAGCCAAGGCGAGGUUGUGGACAAGGCUGCCGAGGCGCUCGCACUCGCGCGCCAGCACCUCGAGCUCGGCAAGAUUGUCGUGUUGCACUCUGUGCCCUCGUCCAAAAUGGGCCUGGUCGUCUCGGACCACCCCGACAUCCUUGCUCUGCAGCAGGAGUUUGGCACUCGCCUCAUCCGCGUCAUCGACGCCUGCCAGCUGCGCUGCCAACCCGUCGUGAUCAAGCGCUACCUCGCCGAGGGCGCCCUCGUCAUGGUGACGGGCUCCAAGUAUUUUGAGGCUCCCUCUUUCUGCGGCGCCGUCUUUGUGCCAGAGCAGGUUGCCAGCGUCAUCCGCGACAAGCUCGGCAACACUGUCGCCGUCCCCUCCGGUUUUGGUCAGUACCUGACCCGCAGCGACAUUGGCUCGUCCUUCACCGCCCUUCGCAACGCCCUCCCCGAGCGCGAGAACGUGGGUCUCUGCGUGCGCUGGGAGUUUGCUCUGUCGUGGUUGGCCGAGCUUGCCACGCUUGGCCAGGAGACAGUUGAGCGCACUAUUCGUGCUUGGGUCAGCGGCGUCCGGCUCCUGAUGCAAGAGUUUUCCGAAUCCAUCGAGCUGUUUAGCGGCGAGUCGUACGACGACGACACCCUGAUGGCCAACUGCAACACCAUCGUCGCCUUCAAGGUGCGCGCCAACGGUGCCUUCCUCACGACCGACCCGCUCAAGAACCUGUACGCCCUGCUCUGGCAAGACCUUAGCUCGCUUGCCACCACCGAUGCCGAGCGAUUGAUCUUGAGCCAGCAAUGCCAGAUUGGCCAGCCCGUCAAGAUUUGCAACGAGUUUGCCGUGCUUCGAUUUGCCCUUGGCGCUUCGACCACCGUCCGCAUGGCCAAGACUGGUGUGGAGCGCGAGCUCGAAGGCGAUCGUCGAAUUCUUGACAAGCUCGCCUGGCUUGUCGCCCAUUUCGACCAGCUCCCCAAGGCUUAAACAACAAAAAGAACAAAGCCACAAACAUAACAAAAAAAAUCUUGUUCAAAAGCUGUAUUGUUUUCAUAUCCUCGUUGUGACCUCGUUUUUUCUGUGUGACUGUUUCUUUGAUUUUAUCAUGAUUGUUUCAUGUCAUUGUUAGUAAACUAUUGAGCCCUGUA
Messenger RNA from Capsaspora owczarzaki ATCC 30864, 1768 nucleotides. RefSeq lists its product as hypothetical. The record is from RefSeq and is a predicted model, not a curated record. Lineage: Eukaryota; Filasterea; Ministeriida; Capsasporidae. The transcript has 4 exons. The coding region runs from base 30 to 1607 and encodes 525 amino acids.